Molecule: messenger RNA, 408 nt
Organism: Phodopus roborovskii (desert hamster)
Lineage: Eukaryota; Metazoa; Chordata; Mammalia; Rodentia; Cricetidae
Product: keratin-associated protein 4-7
Exons: 1
Coding region: 1-408 (135 amino acids)
Source: RefSeq, a predicted model, not a curated record
AUGACCCUCUCCUGCUGCCCACCUUGCUGUCAGCCUGGCUGCUGCAAGACCACCUACUGCUGGACCUCAUGCUGCCCACCCUGCUGCUGUGAAUCCAGCUGCCCAGGGUCCACCUGCUGCCAGCCCUGCGGACAGCCCUGCCACAUAAAGAUCUGCUGUCAACCAACUUGCUAUGAAGUCAGCUGCUGCAAGACUACCUCUUGCAAAUCAAAUUGUGUGACCAUUGGCUGCAGCACACCCUGCUGCCAGCCCUGCUGCUGUGUGCCCACCUGCUGCCAGCCAUGCUUCUUCCAACUCUGCUGCCAACCAACUCGCUGUGACACCAGCAGCUGCAAGACCACCUCUCUCAAGCCAACCUGUGUGACCAUCAGCUGCAGCAAUCCCUGCUGCCAGUCCUGCUGCUGCUGA